Molecule: messenger RNA, 1155 nt
Organism: Fusarium keratoplasticum
Lineage: Eukaryota; Fungi; Ascomycota; Sordariomycetes; Hypocreales; Nectriaceae
Product: Glyco-hydro-cc domain-containing protein
Exons: 1
Coding region: 1-1155 (384 amino acids)
Biological process (GO): fungal-type cell wall polysaccharide metabolic process
Cellular component (GO): fungal-type cell wall
Source: RefSeq, a predicted model, not a curated record
AUGAUCGGCAACAAGCUCACUCUUCUCACUGCCACCGCCGCUCUUCUUGAGCCGGCUCUCGGCCUCAACGCCCACCGUCACCACCACCAGCACGUCCAGAAGCGUGCCGAGUGGAUCACUGCCACCAUCGACGGCCAGGUUGUCUCUUGGGAGAACAACUACUUCGGCCCUGUCUCUCAGGCUCCUGCUGCCCCCGCUCCCGCCGCUGCUGCUCCCACCCAGGUCGCUGAGAAGCCCGCCGAGGAGCAGGUUGAGGCUCCCGCCCCCGUCUCUGUCCAGCCUACCACCCUCGCCCAGGUCGCCAAGCCUGCCAAGGUCUCCCAGGCCCCCAAGAAGGCCGUCUUCAAGGAGGAGGCUCAGCCCGCCGCUACCACCACUGCUGCUGCUGCUCCCAAGGCCACCACCAACACCAAGACCACUUCUCAGUCUAGCGGCGGCUCCGUUGGCUUCUCUAGCAAGCGUGGUAUUGCUUACAACGAUGUCGACCUGGCCAACACCUUCGCCUCCAACUGCCAGAACUGUGGCUGGGCUUACAACUGGGGCCCUUCCUCUGGUGGCAUCAAGGGUGUGAACUACAUCCCCACUCUCUGGGGUGAUGCCGACGACAAGGUCAAGUACUUCGAGGACAACAUCGACGAGUGCCUCUCCAACGGCGCCAAGGCCAUCUUCAGCUUCAACGAGCCCGACAACGGUGGUCAGGCCAACAUGGAGCCCGCCCGCGCUGCUGCCUCCCACGUCAAGCUUCUCAACGGCUACUCUGGCAAGGCUCUCAUCGGUGCUCCUUCCAUCAGCAACAGCGGUCUUGCCGGUGAGGGUAUUGCCUGGCUCAAGAGCUGGGUCUCCGCUUGCGAGACUGCCGGCUGCAAGUACGACUUCUGCAACGUCCACUGGUACUCCGAGGUUGAGUACGGUGAGACCCUGUUCGAGCACCUCAAGGCUGCCCACGAGGCCUGCGGUGGCAAGCCCAUCUGGCUCACCGAGUUCGCCCCCUUUGGUUCUGAUGAUGCUAUUGCUGGCUGGCUCAAGGAGGCUAUUCCCCGACUUGAGUCCCUCGAGUACCUCGACGCCUACUCCUACUUCAUGGUUUCCCAGGGCAUGCUCAUGACCUCUGCGUCUGAGCUCAGCUCCUACGGCAAGGUGUACGCCUCGGCCUAA